GUCCUGACGUCAUUUCCCAGCUUCCGGGCUGUUAGCAUUGGCCAGGAGACGCUCAAUUUUAGAAUUUCCCUUAAUUUUACGUACGUUUCAUAACAGACGGGCAGUUCUGAUUUAAUAGCAAGCGCAUCCUGCUAAUAGAAUAUAUCAGCAUAAUGUCAGAUUACUGGUUACAGGGAUAAGGACACGCAAAUCAACGCCGGCCGGCAACGACGCAGGCGGCUGAGAAAAGAGUUCUGGUUGAAAUCCACCGCCUGCGACCUUCAGCCACAGCGGUCGGAGCACUGAGCCAUCGGUGAGAUCACUGCAGGUCUGCUCGGAUUCUUCUCCGGCACCGCCGUCUUCCCCCAAAACAUGAAGUUGAAGGAGGACGUGAACCCCGUGCUGCUGCAGGUCUUCCGCUCCGUCGUCUGGGUGUACUCGGUCAUCACCUUCAUACCCUGGUACUUCUUCUCGGGAGCCGGUGGCAACUUGGAACGAGCUCGCCGCAUCAAGGCCAGCUCCAUUAGCGGACACCCGGCGGGGCCUUACAGGGCCGUCAACAGCCAGGAGAAGCUGUCGGCGUGGCUGCACCCCAGCGUGGACUCCCUGGACAAAAUAUUUGAAUACGCCGCAAGUCGGUUUCCAAAGAGAGACUGUCUGGGAACGAGGGAGGUGCUGAGUGAGGAGGACGAGCUCCAGCCCAACGGCAAGGUCUUCAAGAAGGUGAUACUCGGAAACUACAACUGGCUGUCAUACGAGGAAACCUACGAGGCGUCAAAGAGUUUCGGCAGCGGCCUGGCGGCGCUCGGCCAGAGGCCCAAGUGCAACAUCGCCAUCUUCUGUGAGACCAGAGCGGAGUGGGUGGUAGCGGCGCAAGCCUGCUUCAUGUACAACUUUCCACUUGUGACCCUGUACUCCACCCUCGGACCCACGGCCAUCGCCCACGGCCUGAACGAGACGGAGAUCACGCACAUCAUCACGAGCAAAGACCUGCUCCAGAGCCGCCUCAAGGCGAUAGUGUGCGACGUGCCGAGACUGCAAUAUAUCAUUUUAGUCGACAGUAAACUGACGAGCUGUCCAAGCGUUCCCAGAGGCAUCAUGGUCUACAACAUGGAUGCUGUGAAGGCGAUGGGAUCCAGGCCCGACAGCAUGGCGGUAGACCGCAGAAAGCCAGAGUCCUCGGACAUCGCGGUCAUCAUGUACACCAGCGGCUCCACGGGGAUCCCCAAGGGCGUCAUGAUCUCCCACGGCAACAUCAUUGCCGGCAUCACUGGCAUGGCGGAGCGACUCCCAAAUCUCAAUGAAACAGACACAUAUAUCGGCUACCUGCCGUUGGCGCACGUUUUGGAGCUGAGCGCGGAACUUGUGUGCAUCUCUCACGGCUGUCGCAUCGGCUACUCCUCCCCCCAGACUCUAGCCGACCAGUCUACCAAGAUAAAGAAGGGCAGUAAAGGGGAUACCAGUGUGCUGAAACCUACUCUCAUGGCUGCUGUACCAGAGAUCAUGGAUCGAAUCUACAAGAAUGUGAUGACCAAAGUAGAGGAGAUGAGCAAACUCCAGAAGACGCUCUUUGUGCUGGCUUACAACUACAAGAUGGAGCAGAUCUCCAAAGGCUACAGCACGCCGCUGUGUGACAGUCUGGUGUUCAAGCGGGUGCGCGCGCUCCUCGGGGGGAACAUGCGGGUGCUGCUCUCGGGUGGAGCGCCGCUCUCGGCCGCCACGCAGCACUUCAUGAACAUCUGCCUGUGCUGCCCCGUGGGGCAGGGCUACGGCCUGACGGAGACCUGUGGAGCCGGCACCAUCAGUGAGAUUUGGGACUACAGCACAGGGCGGGUCGGUGCUCCACUCAUUUGCUCCGAGAUUACGCUGAAGGACUGGGAGGAGGGUGGAUACUACAGCACGGACAAGCCCAACCCACGGGGGGAAAUUGUGAUCGGCGGCCCGAAUGUAACGAUGGGUUACUACAAGAAGGAGUCCCGGAACCGCGAGGACUUUUACGUGGACGAGCACGGCCAGAGAUGGUUCUGCACCGGGGACAUCGGGGAGAUCCACUCUGACGGAUGCCUUAAGAUCAUCGAUCGCAAGAAGGACCUGGUGAAAUUGCAGGCAGGCGAGUAUGUCUCUCUUGGAAAAGUGGAAGCUGUCUUGAAGAACUGCUCACUCAUAGACAACAUCUGUGCGUAUGCCAACAGUGACCAGUCGUACGUGAUAAGCUUCGUGGUGCCCAACCACAAGCAGCUGAUGGUGCUGGCGGAGCAGAUGCAGCUGAAGGGCACACGGGAGGAGAUCUGCAACAACGCCCAGAUGGAGAAAGAGGUCCUGCGCAUCAUCACGGAGGCGGCCGUCUCAGCGAAAAUGGAGCGAUUUGAGAUCCCCAAGAAGAUCCGACUGAGCGCCGAGCCCUGGACGCCAGAGACCGGGCUGGUCACUGACGCAUUCAAACUGAAACGCAAGGAGCUCAAAUCGCACUACCAAGACGACAUAGAGCGGAUGUACGGAGGAAAAUAACGCACCCGAAUACACUCCAGGCAACAUGUAUAUAUCCCUGCGCAACAUACAGAAGGAGCCACUAUACUUACAAAUUACUACAGACACAUAGGAGCAUCUCAUGCACCUCCGCUUCCCUAACACCAGCUUCGAUCCAAAGAGGGGGGCGGCCUCUUUUGACCACGGGGGUGUCGCACAAAGUAAACUUUCACAUGACUCGAAGUGAAGCAAAUGUCUGAUGCAGAUAUACAUCAAGCCUAUGUCAACGUCCCCCCUUUGCCCGCUCCCCCCAUUUGUUUUGGAGUCUUCCUUCAGUUCAGAUGGUCGCGUACGUGUAGUGGCAGGUAGCUGGCAGGGAAAUGGGCUUGCAUGGUCCCGAUGGACGUGUCCCUCUGUGCUUUAAGUGGGUGUUAGGUUGUAAUCAAUGCAGGGAUAUUUUCUUUCUUUCUUUCUCCUUCCAUGUUUUCUUCAGGUUUGGUUUGUCAGCUUUGAAACCAUUUGAGUGUUUUUGUGUGUGAAGAUCAGUGUUGCAAAGCCAUGAGAGAUUGAGCAUCAAGAUGUUUUUUUAAUGACAUUUUCCAAUGUUAUUUUAUGUUUUAACAUUCUGAGUCUUUCAUUUCCUGUUUUUUUUUAUUGCCAAUUUGUUUAUGCUAAUUUACUUUAAGCUUUUUAUUGUCUUUUCGUGUCCCAAAGUUUCUUCAUUUUAUUGUUUCCAUCCCUGCUCCCGCCCCCCUUGUCGCCCACUACUCCCGGAUGCGUCCUGACUUGUGUCUCAUGAUUACUGGUUGGUUCACUGACGAACCGUAGCCCUGCUGCGUAUUCCUCCUGUCGUGACCAAUAUCCUGUAUGGACGUCUACAAAGGAACUUUUCCCACCUUGUUACACUAGUUUGCCCAGUUACAUUUUGGCGCAACUGUACAUGUUUUACUUUUUUUUUUGCGCCAUAUGUCUACUUACUGUUACUUUUGUCUUUUUUUUAUACUUAUGAGUAUGAACUACAAAAUGAAUGUGCAAUAUUUAUACACAAAUUUUAAGUAUGUAAGAAGGAAAAGAAACUGGCCUAUAGCGAUGCCUCCGUAGUGUUGAAUGUUUAGGCCUUUUGCCCAAUAGGCACGGGAUUAACGAAGAGGGUGGUAGAGAGACACUGAUGCAGCCCGUGUGAACAUGCUGUGCUUAACAAUGUAAAGUCCUUAAAUAUUAUGCUUUUUAAUAAGACCGUAAAGUAGAGAAAAAAUACUUGACAUUGAAGAAAUUGAUGCAUGAUAAAAAAAGAACAUAACGCCUAGUUAUUAUACAUGUGUGUGAGAGGGAAAUAAGGGGAUCACACUCCAGUCGAGACAACUGAGGACAUUCCUUAUAAAUCGGCUCCCUAUUGACCUGUUUGUGUUUAACGUAUAUUCACCGGACCUCGUAAAGAGAAGAUAACACUUCAUUUGGUUUUGCUGUAUGAUAAUGUAUGUGCUAUGUAUAUAAAAGGGUGAACUGCCAUUCAUUUGAUCCCCCAUAUAACACACACAUUAAUUACUGUCUUUAAAAAAAAAUCAGUGGCGAUAUUCUGUUCAGUUAAUGAGCAGAUUAUUCUUAUUAAUUUUUUGGGCAGUGGUCUCCCACUGAAGACCCUUAGCAAUAAUAAAAAUACAAUCAGGUACUCUAACUUUUCCUCUAGCCAGAUGUCUACUAUCUCAAUGGGGUCACUUUAGCAUUAAUAAUUGACAGUAUCAUAUUGCCAUUCUUACCUCUUUUUCUUUUUUUAAUCGAGUUUCUUUUUCCUGACAUUUCAGUGGAAAGCAGCGUGCUGCUUUUCAUCUUUCUCACUAGAGGUGGCAAGUUGCCUCUGAACGCACACACAGGCUGUCUUCAGAGGUCCUAAGAAUGGGAAGAACUCCCCGUGUUUUGAUGGCACACAAGGGCGUGCACCGCUACAUCCAUUUUUAACCAACGGCGAGACAAAGAGUGGGUGGUGCAAAGACCACUUGUGUUGUUCUCCCUCGCUCGAAAACAGACUGAGAUGGGAGUUGAUCAAUGAUUCAAGUUCAUUCAAACUACCAAUAUAUUGUACAGGUGUGUACAAGUCUCCUGUUGAUAUAUUUAAUGACCUCUGUUUAGGACGAGUUUUUGGGGUCUCCUUGUUUUGUGUGGUCAAUGGGUCCCGGCUGCCGGGCUAUUGCAAGUGUUUACUUCCUUAUUUAUUCGUGAGUUGGCCUUGACAAUUCUGAAAUAAAUCCAAUAAAGAACGGUGUUGUAAUUAC
Gasterosteus aculeatus aculeatus (three-spined stickleback) is the source of this 4715-nucleotide messenger RNA. RefSeq names its product acyl-CoA synthetase long chain family member 3b (gene acsl3b). Lineage: Eukaryota; Metazoa; Chordata; Actinopteri; Perciformes; Gasterosteidae. Gene Ontology annotation, biological process: neuron differentiation; long-chain fatty acid metabolic process; long-chain fatty-acyl-CoA metabolic process. Gene Ontology annotation, molecular function: long-chain fatty acid-CoA ligase activity. Gene Ontology annotation, cellular component: endoplasmic reticulum; lipid droplet; plasma membrane. The record is from RefSeq and is a predicted model, not a curated record.